AUGAGAGAGCGACCAGAUCUCGAGCUGCCCGAACGGGUUCCGGAAAUGGAGCACUACCACGAUUCGCCUAUGGAUCUGCUGCCAUUCGCUCUGUAUGCGCUGUCCAAGAUCGACGACAGCCGAGCGGAAGCCUACCGGCAAAUCUGCGUGACGGGACUUGAAGACGAUCGGGUACGACUUCCACCACGGUGGGACUUUCACGAUGAGUCUCUGCGUGCUAUCGUCCGGUAUCAUGUCGAACUUGGCCGGCAGGGCGAGUGGGAUCCAACGUACUUCAUCGUUUCGGCCUAUGCUGAUUGUAGCACCGUUGUUUUGGUCACUCUCGACGAUGAUGAUAUGGAAUGCAGAUCUGAUCUAUUGUGGACGUCAAUGGAUCAGUCUGGUUUGCUGUGCAACGAUUUCCAGAUUGCAAACUCGUCCUGGUCUGAAGCGAAGGAGGAGGAUCUGGGAGGACCACAGUGGUUCCAGCCCGGCCCCGGAGACCCAUCUGCUACACAACUCGACAAUCUCAAUGAUGGACCUGCCGCCAACCCCCCAGGUCAUAUAGAUUAUGGUACAGCGCCACCAGUUGGCUUUCAUAUUCAAUUGUAUGCUGUCGAUGGAACGGACGAGGACAGACUGCUCCAUGAGAUCCAACCAGGACCGGAAAGCCAGAAGCGAGAUCUGAGCCAGCAAAGCUGCAAACUCCAACACUUGUCGAUCGCAGAGGGCCAUGAUCCCGCAAGAGACGCCGCAAGUUUACAUCCUUCUCGCUGUCUUCAGCACCCAACGCUGCAGAAGAAGUACUUCCUCAUCGCCGACACUCCAAAUUACACGGAAGAUGGCGUCCAAGUGGUCCACGUAGAUUGGGACGGGAAGUUGGAAGGAAGGACGUCCGAAGAGUUGUUCGAAAUUGGACAGAAUGCCAGCAUCCAGACGCAACGGGCAGAAGUCUCAGCAAUCGCGACUCGAGCAGCUGUGCCUUUAACACUGAUGAUCGCGCAAGGCUAUGAGGACUGGGCGCCCAAGCACAAGCUUUUCGCAGUAUAUGCUGGCGAUUCUGCCGAUACCGAUAUUCACAUCUCGCAAGCUGUAGAUCCUCACUGGGCAAACCGCGGGCAUGGCCAAGAUCGAAUUGUCUUUGGCGGAUUUCUCAAAGCUCCCGAAAGCGAGGAGCCUCGAUUCUGGCGCAGUCUGUUGGAGAAGCAUCUUGCAUGUUGCAGGGCGAGGAAAUUCGUUCCAAAUUUCACGUAUCAGUACUUGAUUUGGUGUGGCGAGCAGCCGGUGACGGCGGACAGUCCAAUCUUGCUGGUCAAGCUGGAUUGCGAAGGGGAUCUGAGGUCGCUUGAAAUGUUGUCUGAGCAUGCGGCGGGCGGGAUCAGUACCUGGAGAGCUACAGCUAAGGAUGCACACGGCAUCUUGAGCGAUGUUGUUGAAGGCAGAAAGGCUUGGAGUGGUCAGAGCUUGUAA
Lecanosticta acicola is the source of this 1449-nucleotide messenger RNA. NCBI's taxonomy places the organism in Eukaryota, Fungi, Ascomycota, Dothideomycetes, Mycosphaerellales, Mycosphaerellaceae. The record is from the annotation of a GenBank genome assembly.